CCGUGAGCAGUGGGAGCCCUUCCUCCGAUCUGCUUCCCCGGGCACUGGCUCUCUCACUGGCAGGCAUGACCCCAGCCUGGAGACACUCGCUGAGAGCUUGGCGCCUGCAGACGUCGUCUCCCAGGAUCCCCAAGAUGUGCCCUUUCUUGAGCCUAGGUGCUUUCCGGACAUCUGUGACCAAGCUUGGUCUCCAUACAAAACCCAGAAUGCCUCCCUGUGACUUCACACCUGAGAAAUACCAGUCCCUCGCCUAUGAACGUGUCCUGGAGAUCCACAAUCAACACCUUCCUCCCACGUCGAUGGUGUAUUUUCCGAAGCCUUUGCUGCUUCACCAGGGUCACAUGGAAUGGCUGUUUGAUUAUGAGGGAAACAGAUACCUGGAUUUCUUUUCUGGGAUUGUCACUGUCAGUGUCGGUCACUGCCAUCCGAAGGUAAACGCAGUGGCACAAAAGCAGCUUGGACGCCUGUGGCAUACAAGUGCCCUCUUCUUCCACACUCCAAUCCAUGAGUUCGCAGAGAAGCUUUCGGCACUUCUCCCGGAGCCUCUAAAGGUCAUUUUCUUGGUGAACAGUGGCUCAGAAGCCAAUGACCUAGCCAUGCUGAUGGCCAGAGCACACUCAAAUAGCACAGACAUUAUUUCUUUAAGAGGAGGCUACCAUGGGUGCAGUCCUUACACACUUGGCCUGACAAACGUAGGGACCUUCAGGAUGGAUCUCCCCGGUGGGUUGGGCUGCCAAUCAACAAUGUGCCCAGAUGUUUUCCGUGGCCCCUGGGGAGGAAGCCACUGUCGAGAUUCUCCUGUGCAAACAAUUAGGAAAUGCAGCUGUGCACCAGACUGCUGCCAAGCAAAGGACCAGUAUAUUGAACAGUUCAAAGACACUCUGAACACUUCUGUGGCCAAAUCAAUUGCUGGAUUUUUUGCAGAGCCAAUUCAAGGGGUGAAUGGAGUCAUUCAGUACCCAAAGGGGUUCCUACGGGAAGCCUUCGAGCUGGUGCGAGAGCGGGGAGGCGUGUGCGUCUCGGAUGAGGUGCAGACAGGAUUUGGAAGGCUAGGCUCUCACUUCUGGGGCUUUCAAACCCAUGGCAUCCUGCCAGACAUUGUCACCAUGGCUAAAGGGAUUGGGAAUGGCUUUCCCAUGGCAGCAGUUGCGACAACUCCAGAGAUUGCCAAGUCUCUGGCUAAACGCCUUUUGCAGUUCAACACUUUUGGAGGGAACCCCAUGGCCUGUGCCAUUGGGUCAGCGGUGCUCGAGGUGAUUAAAGAAGAAAAUCUACAGGAAAACAGUCAAGAGGUUGGCACCUACAUGCUACAGAAGUUUGCGGAGCUGCGUGAUGAAUUUGAGAUUGUCGGAGAUGUCCGAGGCAAAGGCCUCAUGAUAGGAAUAGAAAUGGUGAAGGAUAAGGUGAGCUGCGAGCCUCUUUCCCGGGAAGAAGUCGGUGAAAUCCAUGACGACUGCAAACGCAUGGGGCUUCUAAUUGGCAGAGGCGGCAUUUUUGCGCAGACAUUCCGCAUCGCACCCUCAAUGUGCAUCACUAAACCAGAUGUUCAUUUUGCAGUGGAAGUAUUUCGGUCUGCCUUAAUCCAACACAUGGAGAGAAGAGCUAAAUAAAAUUUUUGAAAAGAAAAACCAUAAACUUCAAGAACUUCCCACUUACGUUCAAGGGUUAAUUUGAGGAAUUCAAUCAGAUAAUUAGUAUAAGUUGUAUGGGACGUGGUUGACUACCUACCAGCAAAUGUGUUACCAGAGCCCCCAUUAUCUUGAGAAAUCCAUCCUUCAAGAACGGAUCUUUAUCCCUAGCUCAGAGAAUAAAUCCUAAUUAUUCUAGGUUAGUUAUGGUCAUUUAGUUCCCCCUGUCAGCGAUUGGCUUAUGCAUGACAUGUGACAUAUUUGGGGACAACGAAUCCUGAAGGAAAAUAUUUUGGUGGAGGUGCAUUCAGGUGAAGGUUUCUUUGUUCUUCAUUCUUCAUCACCAGAAGACAUGUCUUCUUGCACUGAUCGUCAUAGGUCAUGCUCACAUCAUGUCAGCCAUUUUGAGGCCACGAAGAGAAAGCUUCUUCGCUGGGGUUGGAAGGUAGAAGGAAGCUGAGUCCUUAGUAAUGUCAAUGAGCCUCUGACUUAACCAAUCCUAGAUCUUACCUUGGAGCUUCUUGUUAUCAGAUAAUAAAUUCUGUGUAUUGCAUAGUCUCUUUGAUUAAAGCUUACUAUGAUUUCAACCAUAAGCAUCCUAAGAAAUGAUGCAGAAAAUAACUGUCCCCUUCUUUUUUAACUCCCUUAAAAUAUCUAUCAGAGCCGACUUCUCGAUUUCGACUUCCAUCACCCCACCCUGAACUAAACCCUUGUUACUUUUAUUGUAAUAGCCUCCAAGGCCAGAAUUUUCCAAACUUUAGUCAUUAGAAUGCACAUUUCUUAGUGGUUUUUUCCCCAUAUGUAUAUACCACCCAUCUUAGAAUUGACUUAAUAUUUUUCCUUAAUUUAACUUGUUUUACUUAGAUGUAUUUGAUAGUAACCUUUCUAUGGUAGUAAUAAAUGGGAAAUCAGUACUUCUUGUCAUACUGGAAAGUAAUCAUACAAAUAAAAUGAACACAAAGCAAUGUAAUUCAGGCCUAGCAAGAUGCAAUUUCUUGCAGAUGUUCCCAGUCUGAGGCUUGUUCUUUGUUCAAAGGGGAGAUUAGGAGCGCCUGGGUGGCACAGCGGUUAAGCGUCUGCCUUCGGCUCAGGGCGUGAUCCUGGCGUUAUGGGAUCGAGCCCC
This is a messenger RNA of Ailuropoda melanoleuca (giant panda), 2751 nucleotides long. RefSeq names its product alanine--glyoxylate aminotransferase 2 (gene AGXT2). Gene Ontology annotation, biological process: glyoxylate catabolic process. The coding region runs from base 66 to 1610 and encodes 514 amino acids. The record is from RefSeq and is a predicted model, not a curated record. The transcript has 14 exons. Lineage: Eukaryota; Metazoa; Chordata; Mammalia; Carnivora; Ursidae. Gene Ontology annotation, molecular function: pyridoxal phosphate binding; L-alanine:glyoxylate transaminase activity. Gene Ontology annotation, cellular component: mitochondrion.